AUGAGGUCUUUGUCGCUCAUGGUAGCUUUUCGCCUUAAAGACUACGACGCCAGCGGCUUUCCUGGCCUCUACCGCGAGACUUGCGUGUCCAACGAAGCGGUGUGCCCCUGUGGGACCAACGCGCAGCAGUGCCACGAUCCACAUUGGGAUUACCACUACUGCUACCCGCUUGUGGACUACUGGACGAACAGCACCAUGCGCUGCCCAGUGUAUUGCACCGACGAACAGGACUACUGCUACAGUCCCAGUUACGAUGCCAACGGAAACUGGCUCAGCACGGUGGAAUCUUGCGUCACGAAAGGCACACAGUGCCAAUGCACCGGCCAGAACUCCUUUGCGUGUGACUUCAACGAGUGGGGCUACAGCUGGCGCGAGUGCCUGCCUCUGGAAGGAGGCUUCUGCCCUCAGACCUGCGCCACGAAUGAGGUAAGCUGCCCUUCCGUGGAGGACUACAUGCCGAAUGGGACUUGGCUGGGCUUCUCCGACCCGUCGACGAGCUGCGCUGCCAACCUCGACUCCUGCCCCUGUGGCAAAGAGGCCAAGUUCUGCAGCGGUUCCACCAUCCGCUGCAUCUUCAAGGAUGAAGAUUGCCCUGUCAUCUGCACCGACAGCCAGAAGAAGUGCUACAUCACGGACUACACGGCGGGAGAGGAGUUCAUCAGCGAUCGGGAGGUGUGCGUGGCCUCCAAUGCUACAUGCCCGUGCGGCAAGAAUACGCAGCGGUGCCCCGGCUCGGACGCUUGCCUCUUGCCGUCAAGCACGGCCAUUGUCUGCCCUUGCGGCGAGGCAGAGCAGCAAUGCGACGUGCUGGAUUACACAACAACAGGCAAGAAGUCGAACAUCACCACGCAGUGCGUGAACAAAGGCAUCAAAUGCCCCUGCGGCAAGAACACGCUGACCUGUGCAGAUCCCAAUGAUGCCGAAGCCGACAUCUGCACUCCGAAAUACAGCGGAUCGAUCCUCAACAGCUGCCCCAAGCCCUGCACGCCGUCGCAGGAGGCAACCGGUAACCGCACCUGCAUCCAGACGCACCUUUCAGACUCGGGCGACUUCGUCUCCGAAACGAUCAGCUGCGUGCCGCCGGCCAACUGCCUGGCGGGCCAGAACAUGCAGAAGUGCCUGUCCGGUGCGCACGUCCCGGUUUGGAAGCAAUGCAAGGACCUGUACAACGUGGGAGGCAGCAACGCCUCGGCGGCCGUAGCCAGUGGUGAGCAGCAGACGUCCAAAGUGUUCCUUUCCCUGGGCUCGACGGGCAGCAACGCCCUGGAAGGGCUCGAGAACGCACGCGUCUCCAUGAAUGGCGAGCUCUACCUGCCCAAGGGGCAUCUCGCCUACGCUUUCGACCUACACCACCUUGCUUAA
This is a messenger RNA of Symbiodinium natans, 1362 nucleotides long. NCBI's taxonomy places the organism in Eukaryota, Dinophyceae, Suessiales, Symbiodiniaceae. The record is from the annotation of a GenBank genome assembly.